AUGAAUCUGUGACCCAUGGCCAUGAUCGAUCCAACCAAGGGCAAGGAUAGCCGUUGAUAUCAAUGGCAAUCCGGUGAGGUCUUCGAGCAAUGGGUUGUUGAUCGCCCAUGUCCGUUCAUUCCGGUGGCCGUGGAUCUGCUCGGUGCCGCCCUUAAGGAAAAAACCAUUCACUCGCGAACGCGGAGAUGGAGUCCUUUGAAAAUUUGAGGAUUCCGGCAAUGGAGUUAGCAACGAGUUUGAGAACUGCUGUCUGUGAUGAAGGUGAGUUCCUGUAGAUGCGAUUAUUCCUUUCUUGCCUUAUACACCAGAUCUGAGAGAGCCAGCUUGCAUAGAUGAGUUCUAGGGUUUUUGUGAUUGUUGCUAAUCAAUUAUGUAUCUUCAUAAUCACCAAUAAUGGCGGUGGUUGUGAUUGUGGAUAAUCAAUUAUGCAUCCUCAUAAUCACCAAUAUAUGAUUUUACCAUCUUAUAUAACUUCUCUCCAAUCUGUACUUCUUUGCUACGUACAAGUCCUAUAUAUAUUAUCUCCACAAAACUGAAACUCAAUGGAAAAGGUUUGCUUCCUUUUGUCCAUUGCAUUGCUGAUACACUGUUGUUCUAGGGUUUGUUUGGCUAGGUCCAUCAAAAACCUGACUACUGAUCAAUCAACUCUUUUUGCCUUCAGAGCCCACAUCACUUCUGACCCUGAAGAUGAAUUGGCCAAAAAUUGGACCACCACAACUUCAGUUUGCAAUUGGAUUGGUGUGUCUUGUGGUCUCACCCACCAAAGGGUCACAACCUUGCACCUUUCUAACAUGGGUCUCAACGGCACCAUCACUUCACAUCUUGGAAAUCUCUCCUUCCUCGCAUUACUUGACAUCAGUUACAACAAUUUCGAUGGCUAUGUACCCAAAGAGAUUGGCAAACUUUCGAGACUGAAAGUACUAAACAUGGGUUUUAACAAGCUCCCAGGUUUCAUACCAUAUACCAUCUUCAACCUUUCUUCUUCGGAAGUAAUUGCUUUCACAAGCAAUAGCGUAUCUGGAAGCCUGCCACUAGACAUAUGUAGCCAUCUUCUUGAACUUGAAGUACUCUAUCUUUCUAAGAAUUGGCUUAACGGUGAAAUUCCAUCGAAUUUAUACAAAUGCUGGAAACUCAAAGGUUUAUCAUUGCCGCGCAAUGAAUUCAAUGGCAGCAUAUCCAGAGAAAUUGGAAACCUGACUAUGCUCAAGGAGUUGUAUCUUGGGGGAAACAGCUUGAAAGGUAAUAUUCCAUCGGAGAUAGGUAAUCUUCCACGUCUCGAAAGAUUGAGCAUUCAUAGUGGCUCUCUAGCAGGACCUAUUCCAUCUUCUAUCUUCAACAUUUCUUCUUUGAAAAUUAUUAAUUUCAUAAACAAUAGCCUGUCUGGAAACCUCCCGGUAAACAUCCAUUAUGACUUCCCCGUUCUUGAAGCGCUGUAUCUUUCUUCCAAUCUGCUCACCGAUGAAAUUCCGUCCAACUUAUGGGAAUGCAGAGGACUCCAAGAAUUAGCAUUGUCAGACAAUAUAUUCACAGGCAGUAUAUCUAAGAAUAUCGAAAACCUUACUUUCCUCAAAGCUCUAUAUCUGGAUGGUAACAGCCUAACAGGUACAUUACCUAAUGAGAUUGGUAACCUUAAUCUCGAAGGAUUUAGUAUACAUGAGAACAACCUAAGUGGCCUCAUUCCGUCGAAUAUCUUCAAUGUGACAACAAUGAAAGUCUUUGAUUUGAACGACAACCAAUUCUCAGGACAUCUUCCUUCAACCAUGGGAUUUUGGCUUCCCAAUCUUGAAGAGCUUUAUCUGGGAAGGAAUAGAUUCAGCGGAAUAAUCCAAGUGCUAUAUCCAACUGUUCUAAGCUUACCAUUCUAGAUGUGUCAGUCAACUCCUUCACUGGCUCUAUACCAAAUACACUUGGUAGUUUAAUACUCCUCCAACGGCUCUUAAUUGCUGAAAAUAAUUUGACAAGGGAAUUUUCUACUCCAAAAUUAAGAUUUUUCACUUCUUGGGCCAAUUGCAGACAUUUGGAAAUACUGAGCAUAGCAGGAAAUUAAUUUAAUGGCAUACUCCCGGAUUCAAUUGGGAAUUUGUCUACUUCUCUACGAAUUUUUGAAGCAUUUGGAAGCAAAAUCAAGGGCAGCAUCCCCAAUGGAAUCGGCAAUUUGAGCAGCCUGGAACUUAUAAGCCUAAAUAGCAACGAGUUGGUUGGACCUAUCCCGACGACAAUUGGAAGGUUACAGAAUCUUGAUCGCUUGUACCUUGAACACAAUAGACUACAAGGACCCAUCCCAGAUGAUCUCUGCAAGUUAACCAAGUUGUGAGACAUUUACGGCAGUUAACCAAGUUGGGAGACAUUUACGCAAGUAACAAUAAGCUUUCUGGACUGAUACCAACAUGCUUGGGAGACUUCAAGUCUCUAAGAAGACUCUACUUGGACUCCAACAACUUGACUUCAGUGAUACCUCCAAACUUGUGGAGCAACACACACACAUAUAUUACAUAAUUUCAUUGCCUUUAUAAAUUUGGUUUUAGUAAAUGUAUCUCAUUUACAUAAUUAUUCUUGAUUGAGUAAUGCAAGUGUCAACAUUGCCACAGGUA
Messenger RNA from Cornus florida, 2591 nucleotides. Its product is annotated as LRR receptor-like serine/threonine-protein kinase RGI5. Lineage: Eukaryota; Viridiplantae; Streptophyta; Magnoliopsida; Cornales; Cornaceae. Gene Ontology annotation, molecular function: protein binding. The record is from RefSeq and is a predicted model, not a curated record. Bases 543 to 1865 code for a protein of 440 amino acids. The transcript has 3 exons.